GUUAAGAUGUCUGCAACAAAACUAACAAAGUCGGCGUUGAAGAUCCCAUCCCAGACCCCACUGGCAUUCCCCCCCACCCCCAUCCCUCCCGCCAUAGUACUGUCAGGUCUUGGAGAGUCGCAGCUCUUUGAUGCCAUCAGCGAGGGCAAGACGGAAGUGGUCAAGGCCAUCAUGACCUACCUGGACAAACCAGAGGCCUUACUCAAGCUCAAGGAUCUUCACGGCUGGACACCGCUUCACUUUGCUGUCCGAGGGAAGCAUGUCAAGGUCGUCUAUGCUGGGGCGGAUGCUCACCCAAAGAACAAGGAAGACAAAACGCCCCUGGAUCUAUGUGAUGAGGAGACUCCAUACAGACAAAUCCUGGAGGUCAAUGACCAUGCCCUGGAAGACGGACCUAUCGACUUGUGUAGUUCGUUUAUCGGCCGCAAACAGUUGAAUCAGAUCGGUCCAGACGGCCUGCUGCUCUUUGUUACCUCGGCACUCUGGUCAGAGAGGAUGCAGUUUAUACUCAGUAUUCGAAUACGUCCGUACCGAGCCGAUCCCCCGAUACCACUGCAGCAGGAUGAGCAAUACUUCAGUGACGUCUGGCACUAUAGAAUGUUGUGCUGGCUCCACCCCCGGGAGACUCGGGUCAAGGCCUACUUCCUGAAGGUCACGUCCAAGGCCAGAUAUAUUGAACAGGUGCCAGUACGGCUCAGCAAGUACAAGCAAUUUGGGUCAUUUCCCAACCCCCCAGCUGAUUGGGACGCGACCCGGGCUGAGAGAGAGAAGGCGGUGGUGGAUGAGUUGAUGAAGAAGUACAUGAAAGAACCUGAGGAUGAAGGCACCAAGGAUAAGGACGAGGAGAAGGAGCAGGGAGAGGCCAGCGAGAAAGAGCAGGGAGAGGCCGGGGAGAAGGAGCAGGGAGAGGCCGGCGAGAAGGAGCAGGGAGAGGCCGGUGAGAAGGAGCAGGGAGAGGCCGGGGAGAAAGAGCAGGGAGAGGCCGGCGAGAAAGAGCAGGGAGAGGCCGGCGAGAAGGAGCAGGGAGAGGCCGGCGAGAAGGAGCAGGGAGAGGCCGGGGAGAAGGAGCAGGGAGAGGCAGGGGAGAAGGAGCAGGGAGAGGCCGGCGAGAAGGAGCAGGGAGAGGCCGGCGAGAAGGAGCAGGGAGAGGCCGGGGAGAAGGAGCAGGGAGAGGCAGGGGAGAAGGAGCAGGGAGAGGCCGGCGAGAAUGAAGAUGUUCCAGAGGAGGACCAGCCUGAAGCUAUCAGGCCUGGCACCUUGAUGGAGAGGGACUCAUCGGCUGGCUGCACGUAUGGCAUCAGCCGAGGUUUGGGAUAUCUGGCACUUACAGUUGCUGUGUGUUUCUGCCUGCUCCAUACUACCAGUGCCCAGUGGGAAAAGAUGCCUGCAGAGUUGCCUAGUAUUGGUGAAGUUGUUGUCCAGAUACAAGAGAUCCUUCAACAGAAUGUAAGUCUCUUACGCUCUAUUCGCUUUUAUGGAGGGCUUAUUAUUGCUUUGAAGCUUAUGGGGUACGGACUUUUGUUUCUGGUUGCACAAAAUAAUUUGGUUGUCAACGAUGACGAAAAUCGUGGCGGCAGAGUUCAAGCUAGACUCAAGAAAUUGUUUAAGUUUAUUAUUGGAUUCUGCGUUGGCUACAUUUGUAAAAGUGUAGUCGAUUCUAUGGUAAAAACAUGAGAAACUGUUUUGUCAGAUUUCAUAAUAAUUUAGAACAGACUAUAAAUAGUAAAGGCCCUACAUAAUUAUUAAAAUAUUAGU
Messenger RNA from Physella acuta, 1755 nucleotides. RefSeq lists its product as uncharacterized. Lineage: Eukaryota; Metazoa; Mollusca; Gastropoda; Physidae. The record is from RefSeq and is a predicted model, not a curated record.